CCGCCCCGCGCUGCGCUGCCAGCCCCGCCGGAGCCGCCCCGCGUGGUGAGGAGGCGGCGCGGAUCUGCACCAGCUGUGAUUGACAAAAUGUCAAUAGAGUAAGUGACCUACCCACCAGAACUUGCCAUGAAUCAUUUGGUUGGACCGCCUGAUGGGGAGGUAAGUGAAGAGCCAGCAAGUGGAGCAGUGAAUGAGUCAGUAGAAGCUGACCUGGAGCACUCACAGGUGGAAGAGGAGCAGCGGUAUGCAGCUCACUAUCCAAGGCAUACAAACAGCAGCCAAGGGGGCCUGCCUGGGCAGGAGGAGGAAGGGAUGUUAGCUCGGUCAGCCAGCACUGAGAGUGGCUUCCACAAUCAUACAGAUACUGCAGAAGGGGAUGUGAUAGCCACAGUGGAGGAUAGUUACGACACAGAGAGAGUUCAGGAGAAUGAAGAUGAGAGUGCGUAUGCAGUGCAGUAUAGGCCUGAGUCUGAGGAAUACACAGAGAAUGCUGAGGCUGAGCAUGGCGAGGCCAUUCAUAACCGAACACUGCCCAAUCACUUACACUUCCAUUCCAUCGAGCAUGAGGAAGCCAUGAACGCAGCCUACUCGGGUUAUGUCUACACACAUCGACUAUUCCACCGAGGGGAGGAUGAGCAGUAUGCUGAGCCUUACGCUGACUAUGGACUGCAGGAGCAUGUGUAUGAGGAGAUAGGGGAUACACCAGACCUUGAUGCUAGGGAGGGGAUCCAGCUGUAUGAGCGGGAAAGGGAGGAGGCUGACAAUUACCGCAAGGAGGCCCUUGGUGCCCGUCUUCACCAUUAUGAUGAGCGGUCUGAUGGAGAGUCUGACAGCCCAGAAAAGGAGGCAGAGUUUGCACCCUACCCAAGGAUGGAUAGUUAUGAACAAGAGGAGGACAUUGAUCAGAUUGUGGCAGAGGUGAAGCAGAGCAUGAGCUCCCAAAGCUUGGACAAGGCAGCUGAAGACAUGCCAGAAGCCGAGCAGAGUUUGGAGCAUGCUCAUGCUCUUCCUGGUGGGGGGCAUGAAAGCAAUGGCCAGCUCCCACCUGGUUCUCGAGUUACAUCCAGCUCGGGAGAAACUGUGCAGAGGUACAGCAAGGAAAAGAGAGAUGCAAUUUCACUAGCCAUUAAGGAUAUUAAAGAGGCUAUUGAGGAAGUGAAGACAAGAACCAUCCGUUCUCCUUAUACUCCCGAUGAACCGAAGGAGCCUAUCUGGGUGAUGCGGCAGGACAUCAGCCCGACCAGGGAUUCUGACGACCAGAGGCCACUAGAUGGAGAUUCUCCAUCUCCAGAUUCUUCUUCACCUCGGGGUGCUGAGUCGUCAAGUAGGCAACAUCACCAGGAUGUCUGCAGUACAGCAGAGCCCUCCACUAAUAAAGAGUCCAGAAAAAGCUUGGCUUCAUUUCCAACCUAUGUUGAAGUUCCUGGACCGUGUGAUCCUGAAGACCUAAUUGAUGGAAUCAUUUUUGCUGCCAACUAUCUUGGUUCAACUCAGCUCCUGUCUGAUAAAACUCCCUCCAAGAAUGUGAGAAUGAUGCAGGCUCAGGAAGCUGUCAGCAGAAUCAAGAUGGCCCAGAAAUUAGCCAAAAGCAGGAAGAAGGCUCCAGAAGGGGAAUCUCAACCCAUGACUGAAGUGGAUCUCUUCAUUUCUACACAAAGAAUUAAAGUACUGAAUGCAGACACACAGGAAACUAUGAUGGAUCAUCCUCUGCGGACCAUUUCUUACAUCGCAGAUAUAGGAAAUAUAGUUGUUCUGAUGGCUCGUAGGAGAAUGCCACGGUCUAACUCCCAGGAUAAUGUGGAAGCAUCUCACCCUUCCCAGGAUGGAAAGAGACAGUACAAAAUGAUUUGCCAUGUCUUCGAGUCUGAGGAUGCACAGCUGAUUGCACAGUCCAUAGGUCAAGCCUUUAGUGUAGCAUACCAGGAGUUUCUGAGGGCGAACGGAAUCAACCCAGAAGACCUUAGCCAGAAGGAAUAUAGUGACUUGCUCAACACCCAGGACAUGUACAAUGAUGACCUCAUUCACUUCUCCAAAUCUGAAAACUGCAAAGAUGUUUACAUCGAAAAGCAAAAAGGAGAAAUCCUAGGUGUAGUAAUUGUGGAGUCUGGCUGGGGAUCCAUUUUGCCUACAGUUAUCAUAGCCAAUAUGAUGCAUGGGGGACCAGCAGAGAAGUCUGGAAAGCUGAAUAUAGGGGACCAGAUCAUGUCAAUCAACGGGACCAGUCUGGUUGGCUUACCUCUCUCAACAUGUCAGAGCAUUAUAAAGGGUUUGAAAAACCAGGCUCGGGUUAAACUGAACAUAGUCAGGUGUCCUCCAGUGACCACUGUCUUGAUCAGGAGACCGGACCUCAGAUAUCAGUUGGGCUUCAGUGUGCAAAAUGGGAUUAUUUGCAGCCUCAUGAGAGGUGGUAUAGCAGAGCGAGGAGGUGUGCGUGUUGGCCAUCGCAUCAUUGAAAUCAAUGGACAGAGUGUGGUAGCAACACCCCAUGAGAAAAUUGUUCACAUUCUCUCAAACGCUGUUGGUGAGAUUCAUAUGAAGACUAUGCCAGCUGCCAUGUACAGACUGCUGACUGCACAAGAGCAACCAGUUUACAUCUAAAGCUGACACUCACCGUCACAAUGUGCAUGGAGGAUGUUUUUCCUCAAUAGUGCUUGUCACUCUAGUGCUGCAUUUAUGUGUCUGCAGAGAUGUUUAUUUCUUUAUCUCACUCACAAGCAUACUGUCUCUCUCUCCUCCCUUCUCCCCACCAUUUUCCUGUAUUUAGGGAAGGGGCAAAAUAUAUCUACAGGACUAUUUUGGUUGCAUCUCUUUUUAAGUGAAACUAAAUGCAGUUCCACAUGCAAAACAAGAAAAUAACAGCAGCCUUCUUCACUGCAGGAUUCACAAAAAAAGAUUAGAUUUGUUUGAGUAAUUCUAAUAACUAGGGGUUUUUGUGAUUGUAAUUUCACAAAUUAAAUAAGCUUGAUGUUGCAAAAUGAAAGAUGUUUUUACUAGACAGGCAGAAAUGUAGGAAGUAAAGUGUUCUCUUGGACAUCCUGCAUGUGAUGAACUUUCCUUCCCAUUUUCCCAUAGGCUUUCUGAAAGUCUGUAGAGGUUUACAUCUGUAGGAAAAGUACAAUGCUGGGAUAAUUUUGCUCUCCAGAAGAAUGAGUGAAUGCUGCUGUGUUAAAAUAGACUGUCCAAAUACACACUUUUUAACUACUCCCCAUCAGCAGUUUGUCCUGACUGUAGGACUCCAAGAAGUUCUUCCUGAGAUGCCUAAACGUGUUACAAUUCCAUUACUUACACCAAGUAAUGGGGGAAGCUUUUUGUUUUUUAACAACUGCCCUCCUUUCUCUGCCCCAGUUUUCCAACUCUUUGUUUUGUUUUGCUUUGUUUUUAAAUGUAACGUGUCUUUUAUAGUCCCUUACCUGUUUUAGAUGUUAAAGAUGGGGGGGGAGGGUGGGGAGGAUCUUUAAAUAUCUACAAGAGAAAUAGUGAGGGGCUUUCCUGAAUAGCUACACUUUUUCUAGGCUCUUAUUUCCGCAUUUGGUGCACACAGCAAUGCGUGCCGGUGUAUAUAGAUGUUUUUAAAAUUGUGCUUGCUAUUUAUGAAGUUUGAAUAUAAGAGAUCUGCAUACUAUUCUAAGUAAUUUCGUUCUCUGAGCCAAUUUUAACAUAUAUUUUUGUCCAAAGACUUGUCUAAUUUUAUUGACUUUCUCUUUAGUUCAUGACAUAGAUAAUAAUCGGAGCGGUAAAGUGGGGAUAAACAUAUUUAUUUUAAGUUAAGUUGUGACUUUUUUUCCAUUUGUAUGGCACCUUUAGGAUAUAUAUGUGUACUAUAUGCACUUGUAUGAAGAUAUAUUGUAGGGAUGUAUGAAACAUAGGAUUUGAGUGGCCUGUAACUUGCAUGCUAGAGAUAAAAGGGGGAAAACGGGUUGGGUUGUUUCCUUUUUUUUUUUUUCCUUAAGGAAUAAUAAUAAAUAAAAGCAGUGACUUUUCUUCCUA
Messenger RNA from Lagopus leucura (white-tailed ptarmigan), 3987 nucleotides. It is a transcript of the gene APBA1, whose product is annotated as amyloid beta precursor protein binding family A member 1. Gene Ontology annotation, biological process: chemical synaptic transmission. The transcript is spliced from 13 exons. Gene Ontology annotation, cellular component: plasma membrane; cytoplasm; dendritic spine. Bases 127 to 2598 code for a protein of 823 amino acids. The record is from RefSeq and is a predicted model, not a curated record. Gene Ontology annotation, molecular function: protein binding; amyloid-beta binding. Lineage: Eukaryota; Metazoa; Chordata; Aves; Galliformes; Phasianidae.